This is a messenger RNA of Emericellopsis atlantica, 1110 nucleotides long. RefSeq names its product FAD dependent oxidoreductase. Lineage: Eukaryota; Fungi; Ascomycota; Sordariomycetes; Hypocreales; Bionectriaceae. The transcript is spliced from 5 exons. Bases 1 to 1110 code for a protein of 369 amino acids. Gene Ontology annotation, molecular function: D-amino-acid oxidase activity; FAD binding. The record is from RefSeq and is a predicted model, not a curated record.
AUGGCCAAGCAAGACGCCAUUGUCAUUAUAGGCGCCGGCAUCAUCGGCCUCGACGUUGCCUAUGUGCUCGCAGAGCGUGGUCUCGGCUCACAGAUCACCAUUGUGGCCGAGUACAUGCCUGGUGACACUGCGACUAACUACACGUCGCCAUGGGCCGGCUGUAACUUCUCAGCCAUCUCGGGCACGGAUGCCAAUGCACUAAAGUGGGAUAAACUAGGCUAUGCGCAUCUCACGCGCUUAGCGACUGAGUGUCCGGCUGAGUCGUAUGUUGAGCGGACACCUUCGGUCGAGUAUUGGCAGGAGACUGUUCCUCACGACAAGAUCAAACACAUGUCGGACUACCUCGAAGACAAGCAGUUGAAAAACAUGAUCGAUGGGUCUUAUCAUAACAUGCUCCAGUUUAAGGUCCUCCCCGCCAAUAAGUUGCCCGAGGGUGUCAAGGCUGGCAUCACAUUCACAGCGGUCACCAUCAACGCCCCAAAGCACUGCGAAUACCUCCAGAAACAGCUCGAGCAAUCAGGCGUCAAGUUUGUCCGCCAAAGGCUGCCCAAUCUUGAAGCUGGCUACAUAAGCCCCUCAACAAGGCUGGUGUUCAACUGCACUGGUCUGGCAGCCAAGACGCUUCCAGGCGUCAAGGACGACAAGGUCUUUCCCACACGUGGACAGGUUGUUCUCGCCCGUGCACCAACCGUCAAGCAAAUCAGCAUGCUCCAUGGCAAAGAUUUUGAGACGUACAUUAUUCCAAGGCCGGGUUCGAAUGGCAAUGUGAUCCUGGGAGGGUACAUGCAAAAGGGUGUCGGCGAUGGCUCAACGUAUUCCCACGAGACAAAGUCCAUUCUGGAACGCACAAGCAACCUCGAUACAAAACUCCAAAGCCCAGAGACAGAGGUCCUAGCUGCUUUCGCCGGCAUGAGGCCUUCGAGGACGGGCGGCGCGCGCAUCGAGAGAGAUUUGAUCACAGUCAAGGGUCAGAAGAAGCCGCUUGUUCACAAUUAUGGUGCAGGUGGCACAGGGUACCAAGCAGGCUACGGAAUGGCUCUUGAUGCCGUACAGGCGGCCGAGGAUGAGUUGAAGGAGCUGGCGGUUGAUGCUAGGAAGGCUAAGCUAUGA